This is a messenger RNA of Trichosurus vulpecula (common brushtail), 3933 nucleotides long. RefSeq names its product transcription factor 7 like 2 (gene TCF7L2). The transcript has 12 exons. Gene Ontology annotation, cellular component: catenin-TCF7L2 complex; beta-catenin-TCF complex. NCBI's taxonomy places the organism in Eukaryota, Metazoa, Chordata, Mammalia, Diprotodontia, Phalangeridae. The coding region runs from base 512 to 1840 and encodes 442 amino acids. Gene Ontology annotation, molecular function: RNA polymerase II cis-regulatory region sequence-specific DNA binding; DNA-binding transcription factor activity, RNA polymerase II-specific. The record is from RefSeq and is a predicted model, not a curated record. Gene Ontology annotation, biological process: regulation of transcription by RNA polymerase II; canonical Wnt signaling pathway.
CUCCCUGUCAAUAAUCUAGGCUCCCAGACUUCUCCGUUUCUCCGGAUUUCGAUCCCCCUUUUUCUAUCUGUCAAUCAGCGCCGCCUUUGAACUGAAAAGCUCUCAGUCUAACUUCAACUCACUCAAAUCCGAGCGGCACGAGCUCCUUCUAUAUCUACGGCUCCCCCCCCCUCCCUUUUGCUCUUUAUAUCUGACUUCUUGUUGUUGUUGGUGUGUUUUUUUACCCCCUUUUUUAUUUAUUAUUUUUUUUGCACAUUGAUCGGAUCCUUGGGAGAGAGAGAAAAAAGGAACCCAAACUCACGCGUGCAGAAGGAGAAGAGAUUUCCCCCCCCUCCCCUCCCCUCCUCCCUCUUUUCCCCUCCCCAGGAGAAAAAGACCCCAAAUCAAAAACUUCACCUUGGACUCUUCUUUUUCUUGCAAUUUUUUUUUGGCAAAACUUUUUUUGGUGAUUUUUUCCCCCGUUUUCCCCCCUUUAUUUUUCUUCCAAAAUUGCUGCUGGUGGGUGAAAAAAAUGCCGCAGCUGAACGGCGGUGGAGGAGAUGACCUAGGCGCCAACGAUGAGCUGAUCUCCUUCAAAGACGAAGGGGAGCAGGAGGAAAAAAUCUCGGAGAACUCCUCGGCCGAGAGGGAUUUAGCUGAUGUCAAAUCGUCCCUAGUCAAUGAAUCAGAAACGAAUCAAAACAGCUCCUCAGAUUCCGAGGCGGAAAGACGGCCCCCGCCUCGAUCCGAAAGUUUCAGAGAUAAAUCCAGAGAAAGUUUAGAAGAAGCCGCGAAGAGGCAAGAUGGAGGGUUGUUUAAGGGGCCACCGUACCCUGGUUAUCCCUUCAUUAUGAUACCCGAUUUGACUAGCCCGUACCUCCCCAACGGAUCCCUCUCUCCGACGGCAAGAACAUAUCUCCAGAUGAAAUGGCCACUGCUUGAUGUUCAAGCAGGGAGCUUACAGAGUAGACAAGCCCUCAAGGAUGCGAGGUCUCCGUCUCCAGCACACAUUGUUUCUAACAAAGUUCCUGUUGUGCAGCACCCUCACCAUGUACACCCUCUUACGCCGCUUAUCACAUACAGCAAUGAGCACUUCACCCCAGGAAACCCACCUCCACACUUACCAGCCGACGUAGAUCCCAAAACAGGAAUUCCACGACCUCCACAUCCUCCAGAUAUAUCUCCUUAUUAUCCGCUAUCGCCUGGCACCGUAGGACAAAUCCCCCAUCCGCUAGGAUGGUUAGUACCACAGCAAGGUCAACCAGUUUACCCAAUCACAACGGGAGGAUUCAGGCAUCCUUAUCCAACAGCUCUGACUGUCAAUGCUUCCAUGUCAAGGUUUCCUCCUCAUAUGGUCCCACCACAUCAUACUUUACACACAACUGGAAUUCCUCAUCCAGCCAUAGUCACACCAACAGUCAAACAGGAAUCUUCCCAGAGUGAUGUUGCCUCACUCCAUAGCUCGAAACAUCAGGACUCCAAAAAAGAAGAAGAAAAGAAAAAACCCCACAUAAAGAAACCUCUUAAUGCAUUCAUGUUGUAUAUGAAGGAAAUGAGAGCAAAAGUUGUAGCAGAAUGUACAUUGAAAGAAAGCGCAGCCAUCAACCAGAUCCUUGGUCGAAGGUGGCACGCGUUAUCCAGAGAAGAGCAAGCUAAAUACUAUGAGCUCGCAAGAAAGGAACGACAGCUUCACAUGCAACUUUAUCCAGGCUGGUCUGCACGGGAUAACUAUGGGAAGAAGAAGAAGAGGAAAAGGGACAAGCAGCCAGGAGAGACUAAUGGAGAAAAAAAAAGUGCGUUCGCUACAUACAAGGUGAAGGCAGCUGCCUCAGUCCACCCUCUUCAGAUGGAAGCUUAUUAGACUCCCCUCCUUCUUCUCCUAACAUGCUAGGCUCCCCUACCAGAGACUCCAAACCACAGACUGAACAAACCCAACCUCUCUCGCUUACAUUGAAACCCGACUCCCUGGCCCACCUCACGAUGAUGCCGCCGCCGCCGCCCUCUCUCCUCUUGGCUGAGAGCGCCCACAGCAAGCCCAGCGCUUUGGCUGUCUCCGCUGCCCACUGUCAGAAUGGGGCCCUGGAUCUGCCGCCUUCCACUUUACAGCCAUCAGCUGCCCCCUCAUCUUCUCUAGCACAGCCGUCAACAUCUUCCUUACAUUCCCACAAUUCUUUGGCUGGGACCCAGCCCCAGCCACUCUCCCUUGUAACCAAGUCUUUAGAAUAGCUUUAGCUUUGCUAGCCCUGGUUUUUGUUUGUUUUCCUUUUUGUUUUUGUUUCUUCUUUCUUUUUUGAUGAUUUUUUUUGUCUUUUUUUUUUAAUCUUGUGCCACAUGGCUACAUUAGUUGAUGUUUAUCGAGUUCAUUGGUCAAUAUUUGACCCAUUCUUAUUUCAAUUUCUCCUUUUAAAUAUGUAGAUGAGAGAGAAACCUCAUGAUUCUACCAAAAUUUUUAUCAACAGCUGUUUAAAGUCUUUGUAGCGUUUAAAAAAUAUAUAUAUAUACAUAACUGUUAUGUAGUUCUGAUAGCUUAGUUUUAAAGACUGAUUUAAAAAGACAAAAAGAAGCAAUUUUGAAGCAGCCCUUUGCAGAAGGCGUUGGUUCUUUAUUAUUUGUAUUAAAUACGAGCUUGCGAACCAAUCAUUUUACAUCUCGUUUUUAAACCAUAAGGGCACAAUGAAUGCAGUGCCAUGACUUUUUUUUUUCUGUGUGAAACAACUUUUCUUGUGAUGUUGUUAUUGUUUAAAUGUACAGAAACAAAGGGUUAAAAUGUGUUAAUAUACCUUGUUCCAUGGUGUUGUUCUUUUGGGGUGGGGGGGUGGGGAGGGAGGGGACGUUACUCACCAAUUACCGGUAUCACAACGCUAUUGGACCAGUAGUAUUUAUUGCUUUAGAGACUGCUUGUUGUACCUGUAUGUUGUCCCUUUUAAAAUAUGUUUUCCUUUUUCUUGAACCAUUGUAUAAAGUUUUUUUCCCCCUUAGUGUAAGCAUCUUAUAUAUAACAACUCAUUUGUACAAGGUUUUUAAGUUUAUAUAUAUAAAAUGUGUAUAUAUAUAUUUUUUGGUUUUUGACUUUUGUUUUGUUUUCUCUUUGCUGUAUGAAACACAGUUGCCACCAAAUGGACAUUUAUAGAUGCAUUAAAGGAUCAAUAGUGUAAAGAAAUUGCUUUGAAAGCCAUUACAUUAAAUAAGACUUGAAAAUUAGCGAGGGAAUUUUAGCGGCGCUGUUUGAGAAACAGCGGGAGCGUUGGCGUCUCCCCUCUGGACCUACAGUUGAAUGGCCUGCAACAUUAGGACUGUGGACUGUGUACAAAUUUUUACGUGCCAAAAUUCUCAGUGACUUUUAACUUUCUCCCUGUUUUUAAUGCUGUAAUUUUUGUUCAUCAUGUUUUGCUGUGAUGUUACAUAGGUAGGUAUGUGUGUAGUUUUAAUGUCACCUAUAACAAGAUGUGUUUGGUAGCAGAUUGUCCAGAAAGCAUUUAAAAUGAAGAGGUAUAAACCCUUAAGGGCCAAAAUUCUGUAUAUUAGAUUACACAUAAAGGGAAAAAAAAACAGGCUGCCGCUUCUAUGUAAACUGACUACAUGAAGGUAGGUAGCAAACUUUAAAAAAGAAAAACAAAAAAAAAAACAAAAAAAAAAACCUAGGCAUGUUGAUGUUGCAAAAUGCUGUAUAAAGCUGAGAACUGUUCAUUCAGUGCCAUUGUAGUUGACAUGAAGCGAUUGUAAAACUGUCUCCAAUUUUUCUCUGGUUUAUUAAGAUGCUAACUAUAACAUUUUUUGUGAAUACUUUGAAUGUUUCCUAACAGUUGUGAUGUUACUGUUCUGUUUUAUGCUCUUAUUCUGAUUUCAUUUUUAAUGGUUUUGACGCCAUUUUUGUAAUGAAUACAUGUUCAUGCUGUACAGUAUCUGUAGCAUGCAGUUCUGGAUUAAUAAAAGCAACUUAGUAUGUGCAGAUAA